This is a messenger RNA of Danio rerio (zebrafish), 3009 nucleotides long. RefSeq names its product dishevelled segment polarity protein 3a (gene dvl3a). Gene Ontology annotation, biological process: animal gross anatomical part developmental process; intracellular signal transduction; Wnt signaling pathway. The record is from RefSeq and is marked validated. NCBI's taxonomy places the organism in Eukaryota, Metazoa, Chordata, Actinopteri, Cypriniformes, Danionidae. Gene Ontology annotation, cellular component: cytoplasm.
CAAAACCCUCUGGAAGGAGAGCACAGGGAAGCUCUCCGAGUAGCCACGACAUUCCGGACCAAAAUUAUCUUUUCUACCACACAUAUUACGUGUUAUUCUCCGAUCUCAACAAGCGAGGUAACGUGAAAUAGGAGUACGGAUUAAUAAUCACCUUUCAAGCCCGCCAGCUCAUGGAAUAUUUGCGCUGAAACAGAAGAUUCCUGGGAACUCCGGAGCAAGGCAAGGAAGGAAGGAAAGAAAGAAACAACGAACGGGAUUAACAAAAAAGUCCACUGGCGGGUGAAAGCGAGCAAAAGCCCGUUCUGGAGGGGCAUCAGGGGAGCCCCUGCACUGGAUGACCGCCGUCCACUUCUCCCCAGCGGUCUGCAAUGGGGGAGACUAAAGUUAUCUACCAUCUCGACGACCAGGAAACUCCAUACCUGGUCAAACUGCCCAUCCCUGCCGAAAGGGUCACCCUUUUGGACCUGAAAAAUGCUCUCAAGAAACCAAAUUACAAGUUUUUCUUUAAAUCAAUGGACGAUGACUUUGGGGUGGUCAAGGAAGAAAUCACAGACGACAAUGCAAAGCUUCCCUGUUACAAUGGCCGUGUGAUUUGUUGGCUGGUGUCAUCAGACGGCUCCCACUCAGAUGGAUGUUCAGUAGCAGAGAGUCAGUCUGAGCGGCCGCCAUCUCACGAGAGAAGCCAAGGCAUUGGAGAUUCCAGACCCCCAUCCUUCCAUCCAAAGGCUGCAGGCAGCCGGCAUGGUGUGGAUGAUGAGACGGAGACCGAUUCGGUUGUGUCACACAGGAGAGACAGAGACAGGGACAGAUCGCGGAGGAAACACUCACAUGAGCACUCUGGAGGAAAGCAGAAUGGCUACUCGCGGGGAGGCAGAGGCAUGGAUCUGGGAGGCUAUGACAUCUGUGACAGCCGUUCCUCCCUCAUGAGCAGUGAACUGGAAUCGAGCAGCUGUUUUGACUCGGAUGACGGCUCCACCAGCCGUUUCAGCAGUGUUACAGAGCAAAGUGGCUCAUCCAAACUAAUGACAAAAAAACCCCGGCGGCGGAGGCGCAAGACCAGAGCCCAGCAAAUGGAAAGGUCUUCAUCAUUCAGUAGCAUCACUGACUCCACUAUGUCCCUGAAUAUCAUCACUGUCACUUUAAAUAUGGAGAAGUAUAACUUUCUGGGCAUCAGCAUCGUGGGUCAGAGUAAUGAGCGGGGUGAUGGAGGAAUCUACAUCGGCUCCAUAAUGAAGGGUGGAGCAGUGGCGGCUGAUGGGCGGAUCGAGCCCGGUGACAUGCUGCUGCAGGUGAACGACAUCAACUUUGAGAACAUGUGCAACGAUGAUGCCGUGCGAGUGCUGAGGGAGAUUGUGCACAAGCCUGGACCUGUAUCGCUUACUGUGGCCAAAUGCUGGGACCCAAACCCUAACAGUUGCUUUGCUUUGCCGAGGAGUGAACCCAUCCGGCCUAUUGACCCUGCAGCCUGGGUGUCCCAUACAGCAGCCAUGACGGGUGUCUAUCCUCCCUACGGCAUGAGUCCAUCCAUGAGCACAGUCACCUCCACCAGCUCCUCCAUUUCCAGCUCCAUCCCCGAGACCGAGAGAUUUGAUGACUACCACCUGUCCGUCCACAGCGACAUGGCAACAGUUGCAAAAGCAAUGGCCUGUCCAGACUCGGGAUUGGAAGUUCGAGACCGAAUGUGGCUGAAGAUCACUAUAGCCAAUGCUUUCAUAGGUUCGGAUGUGGUGGACUGGCUUUUUCAUCAUGUGGAGGGGUUCACAGAUCGCCGUGAAGCACGAAAGUAUGCCAGCAACCUGUUGAAGGCUGGCUUCAUCCGCCACACGGUCAACAAAAUCACCUUCUCAGAGCAGUGCUACUACAUCUUUGGAGAUCUUUCUGGCAACAUGGCCCAUCUCUCUCUGCAAGACCACGACGGGUCAAGUGGAGCAUCUGAUCAGGACACUCUUGCUCCUUUGCUUCACCCUGCUGAAGCUCCCUGGCCCGCAGCGUUCCCGUACCAGUACCCAGCAGCCCAUUCACACCUGGAGGAAGCUGGAGGAGGCAGCGCAGGCAGUCAGCAAAGUGAAGGGAGCAGCGGUUCAAACUGCAGCUGGAGCAGGACUGAGGGCAAAACCGCAGCCGGAGACUUCAGGUUAGGAGGCGGAAGCGAAAUGGGUGACGCUCACGAGUUUGACUUCCGCCGAGACCGAGCACCCAGCGAACGCUCGGGCGUGCCCCCCAGCGAGGGCAGCGUGCGGAGCUCUCGGUCUCACAGCUACAGCCUGAAGCAGGGGUCUGCACGAGGUGGCCCGGGGUCACCAUCCGGCCGACAUCUUGCCCACAUUCCCCCUGAACUCACUGGCUCUCGCCGCUCCUGCAACACAGCCAACGGGGAGUUCUUCGUCGACAUCAUGUGACUUUACCCAGCAGAAGUGCCCAAACUAUUCUUUGCCUUAUGGACGAGAAAAAAAAGAAAGAAACGUGGCCAACUAGAGCAACCGAUUAGAAUUAGGUUUAGUGCUGAUCUAAAAAAUCAGUAGCUUGUGAGCCCCGACAUUACUUAGGCCUUAGAAAUUAGUCUACUAAAGCAUAAGCAAACGUCACUUACAAUAACAAAACAACGUUGAACGCGAAAUCACCUCGCGGAGAAAUUCAAAUAGGAAUAUUUCCUCUGACAGAUGAAAAAAAGGGGGGAUUUUUGAGAGAAAUAGCAAUAAUUCAAUGGGAUUUAGCUGCAGCGCUACAUGGUGUAAGGAUUCAUGGUGAAUGUAGUCCAACCGUGGACAUAAACGUCAAACUAUAAAGAGAAAUUUGAGUGCUUAUUAACUUUUUUUUGCCCUCUUUUAACAUUUGUACUCUCGGUAAAUGUCGGAUAUGUCGUUGUUCAUGCGAAUCGAUUUUACUGAGAAUAUAUUUUUCAGUGUUUGUCAGCAAUAUUGUAUUGGGAGAAUUGUUUUGAAGUACCAUGUUAAGGAGAGUUCUUUUUUUAAUUUAUAAAUAUAGUUUUAUUGUGACAUGCUUGGAGUA